Rubroshorea leprosula is the source of this 2690-nucleotide messenger RNA. The record is from the annotation of a GenBank genome assembly. NCBI's taxonomy places the organism in Eukaryota, Viridiplantae, Streptophyta, Magnoliopsida, Malvales, Dipterocarpaceae.
GAAACAGAAACAUUCUCUACUAUUUGAAAAACCUCGCUGUUUUCUUCCCCUUCAGCCUCAGUCUUCUCAUCAUAAAUGUUAAUACAGCCACUUUCACGCCCCCUUGACCAUCUAGUUUCUGUCUCAAGGCUCCUCCUUCUUGCCAAACUGGACAUAUUUCAGGGACUUCUUGAUGUUAGGUAAUUGAUUAUGCAGGCAGUUUUGGUGUUUCUUCUGUAUUGGAUCUCCUGUGGAUUUCAUUCUGGCUUUUUUGUUGGUCGAGCAUCUAGAUUGACUACUACUCUUUUCUAUUGAUGGGGAAAGCUGCUACUGAGAGUGUGGAAGUUCCAUCUUAUAAUAGAAUUAAGAUGCAUCGGUUAAUGUGCCAAGAGCUUAACAAAUACAUUGAUCGAAUUUCAUAUGUGUUUUUAGCUGUUGAGGCUGCUCGGCCAGGAUGCACAUCAGGAAUACAAGCAUUAUGCUCACUUCAUGCGGCAAUGGAAAAAGCCAAGUUAUUGAUCCAGCACUGCACUGAGUCCAGCAAACUCUACUUGGCAAUUACAGCCGACAAGAUACUCUUUAGAUGUGAAAAAAUUCGAAAUAGUUUGGGGCACUCUAUGAGUCAAGUACAAAAUAUGGUUCCACCAUCAUUGGCUGCAAAGGUAUCUGGAAUUGUAGAUGAACUUAGCAAUGCAAAAUUUCCUCUAGAACCUUCUGAACAUGAGGCUGGAGCAAAUAUACUAGCUCUGCUUCGACAGGACAUAUCUGUAUCCAACUCUAGUAUCCAAUCAGAUAUCAAGACCCUUCAAUUUGCGGCUUUGAGGUUGAACAUUACAUCCCCUUUGGCUCUUUUGGUGGAAAGAAGGUCUAUUAAGAAAUUACAUGGUAGGCUACAGAAAACAGACUUGAUAAAGAAGAAAAUACUAGAUUAUCUCUUAUAUCUUUUGGAAAAGUAUGGGAAAUCAAUUUGGCAACAUCAACCUAAGAAGAAGUUUCCUCAGCAUGAUGAACACAAUUUUGCAUCCUUUGCACCAGAGCAUGGGGUGGAAAAUAUGCAGGAUGAGGCUUCUUCUGCUGACUUUGGCAUUCCUGAGGUCCCUGAAGAAUUUAAAUGCCCCAUGUCUGAGAGACUGUUUUAUGAUCCUAUAGUUAUUGCCUCCGGACAGUCAUUUGAGAGAGUUUGGAUAGAGAAGUGGUUUAAUGACGGUAAUCAGACAUGUCCGGUGACCCAUUUGAGGUUGGAGAAUCUUUCCCUUACUCCAAACAUAGCAGUAAAAGACCUCAUUUUGAAAUGGGGUUUAAGGCACGGAAUAGAAAUUCCUGAGCCUUCACAGCUACCUCUUCCCCGGAUUUACUCACUAGAAACUUCUGGAUCCAUUGCUAGCUUUGGCAGUUCCAUUGCUGCUUUGCAACUUCAGACUAGCAAUCUAUCACGUCACCCGUCACUUACAGAUUGUAGUUCAGAUUUGUCAGAUGGGAAACAUAGCAAGGAUUCUAUGUCUGAGAUGCCUUUGGCGAAUGAGGAUCCUUACAGACAAAGGCAUGACUGUGCUAUGGCCAGAGGUGAUCAUGAAAGCAAUGCAGCCUCUCUCUCAGAACUUGAAAACCUCUCAUGGAGAUCCCAAUGCAAAGUCAUAGAAAGUGCUAAAGAACAACUAAAAGACACCAAAAAGGCCUUCCAUUUAACGUUUUCAAAUAGUCAUGUGAAACUACUGCUCAGAUUUCUGGAGGAUGCAGGUGAAAUGUGUGAUGCAGAGGUGCAGAAAGAUGGAGCGGAGGUGCUUUUAGCAAUUUUGAGCGCUGUCAGAGUUGAACUAUCCUACUGCCAUGAUGAUGUAAUUUAUUUUUUGACAUCAUUGUUGGAUUCUGAGCUAGCUGGAGAAUCCCUUGCGGUCAUGGAAUUGUUGUCCCAACAACAAUACUAUGUUUCUAGAAUUCUGGCAACCGGCGUUCUGCCUUCCAUCCUGAAAGUCUUUGACACAGAAAUCAAAGAAUAUGAGGAGAUUGGUUUGAAGAUUCUCCGUAAUCUCUCGAUCAACACUGAUGUUGCUUACCAUAUUGUAUUUCUGAAUUAUGUCCCAAAACUGGUUUCUUUUCUGGACAAUCCAACUCUAACAGGAUGUUGCAUUCAACUUAUCAAAAACUUGUGCAAAAUUGAGGAGGCUAAAAUUGAAGUUGCUGAAGCCAACCUAUGCAUGACUUCCAUUGCCAAACUCUUGGAAGAUGGUACCAAGGAGGAACAAGAGCACACCGUGGACGUACUCCUCUCUUUGUGUCGUGAAUAUGCUGAAUACCGUGAGCUGAUUAUGAGUGAGAAUAUCAUCCAAUCUCUAGUACACAUUUCUGCCAAUGGGAAUUGUCAGGGACAGCUACUUGCAUCGGAACUGAUCAGCCUACUGUGACGAUGUAACAGAAGCUGAAACUUGCAGAAUCUUCAAUGCCUAGGUGUUUGGAUUCCAGAUGUAAAGAAAGCAUCAACAUUUUUGCCUGCCAAGUAUCAACUUUCUUUCCAGCUGAACACAUAGAUUAUCUUUGCUUGUUAGAAGCAUGGGGAAUUGGGGAGUAACCAUGAAUUGCAUUACGAAUGAUGUUUUGCCUACAUUCAUUUUGCAAAAUUUUGGUUGAUAACUUGAAUUAGAGCUAGUAUUUUAGCUGAUAAUUACAAACAUUAGUGAUACCUUACAUUUUGUAAAUAUAAGUAAAUACUAAUU